Messenger RNA from Gossypium arboreum, 513 nucleotides. RefSeq lists its product as uncharacterized. The transcript is spliced from 2 exons. The record is from RefSeq and is a predicted model, not a curated record. Bases 1 to 513 code for a protein of 170 amino acids. NCBI's taxonomy places the organism in Eukaryota, Viridiplantae, Streptophyta, Magnoliopsida, Malvales, Malvaceae.
AUGGCACCUUAUGAGGCACUUUAUGGCCAUAAGUGUCGCACUCCUUUAUGCUGGACUGAUUUGGGUGAGCGACGAGUUCUGGGUCCUAAACUAGUUUUUGAUACUGAGGAUAAAGUCAGAUUGAUACAGGAUCGACUGAAAGCAGCAUCCAAUAGACAAAAGUCUUAUGCGGACUUGAAGCGACGCGAGAUCAAGUUUAUUAGACUCUAUCACAUACUGAAACGAGUGGGACCGGUUGCUUACCAAUUGAAGCUACCUCCAAAGUUAAACCGUAUUCACGAUGUGUUCCAUAUCUCAAUGUUGAGGCACUACCGCUCUGAUCUCAUGCAUGUUGUUCCUGUGGAGGAGAUCGAGGUUAGGCCAAAUCUGACCUUCGAGGAAGAGCUGGUUCAGAUAUUGGAUCGCGACGUUAAGACUCUGAGGAGAAAAUCCAUUCUACUGGUUAAGGUUCUAUGGCGGAAUCAUAGCACUGAGGAGGCUACAUGGGAGCCUAAGGAUGCGAUGCGUCAGUAG